UUCCCUCGGGUGGAGCAACUUGCCAGGGGCAAGGGGCCCACCCACUGGCUACUGGCCCUCACUGGGCUGGCCAAUGGUGAGAUGAAGACUGCCUGUCCCCCUUAGUACCAGACUCAUGAGAGCCAGCCAUUUCUCUCAGACCACACCAAAGGGCUCAGAAUGCUACUGCUGCAAGCUGUCCUGCUCCUCUUAACCCUGCCCAGCCAUGCUGAAGUUGCGGUUGCCACGACCGAAGGACCUGGAGUCCUGGUCCCUCCACCCAAGGGAACAUGUGCAGGCUGGAUGGCUGGCAUCCCAGGACAUCCUGGCCACAAUGGGACACCAGGCCGUGACGGCAGAGACGGCACUCCUGGAGAGAAGGGGGAGAAAGGAGAUGCAGGUCUCCUUGGUCCCAAGGGUGAGACGGGAGAUGCCGGAAUGACCGGAGCUGAAGGGCCUCGGGGCUUUCCCGGAACUCCCGGCAGGAAAGGAGAGCCCGGAGAAGGCGCUUAUGUGUAUCGGUCAGCCUUUAGCGUAGGGCUGGAGACCCGAGUCACCGUCCCCAACGUCCCCAUUCGUUUUACGAAGAUCUUCUACAACCAACAGAAUCAUUAUGACGGCAGCACUGGCAAAUUCUACUGCAACAUCGCCGGGCUUUACUACUUCGCCUACCACGUCACAGUCUACAUGAAGGAUGUGAAGGUGAGCCUCUUCAAGAAGGACAAAGCUAUUCUCUUCACCUACGACCAGUAUCAGGAGAAGAACGUGGACCAGGCCUCUGGCUCUGUGCUCCUCCACCUGGAGGUGGGCGACCAAGUCUGGCUCCAGGUGUACGGGGAAGGCGACCAUAACGGACUCUACGCAGAUAACGUCAACGAUUCCACCUUCACAGGCUUCCUUCUCUACCAUGAUACCAACUGAUGGCCGCUAACUCAGAGCUUCUCAGAGCCUAAGCACCCCCAAGAAUCAAUGACUAGCUUUCCGUAUAGUUCGAAGGACUGAUUUUGUUGUUUAGUUGGAGGCUUCUGAAUAUU
Messenger RNA from Acomys russatus (golden spiny mouse), 1013 nucleotides. RefSeq names its product adiponectin, C1Q and collagen domain containing (gene Adipoq). The transcript has 3 exons. The record is from RefSeq and is a predicted model, not a curated record. Bases 160 to 900 code for a protein of 246 amino acids. Gene Ontology annotation, molecular function: protein binding. Lineage: Eukaryota; Metazoa; Chordata; Mammalia; Rodentia; Muridae.